Molecule: messenger RNA, 894 nt
Organism: Peronospora farinosa
Lineage: Eukaryota; Oomycota; Peronosporomycetes; Peronosporales; Peronosporaceae
Source: the annotation of a GenBank genome assembly
AUGCCAAAGAAAUACUCGCUGUUCCAGCGAUCCGUGCGUGUGGUGCAGACGUCCCUCCGGCGUUUGAACCGUUGGGCUGCUGUGCAUAUAGUUGGAUUACCUAAUCCACCUGAAGUUGAAGAGCGAUUACGUCAGCCUAGUUUUGUAGAUUUAUGGGAAUUUACAGUGGCUGAUCAUCGUCGGAUUUUCCAUGAAGUGUGGCAGGAAUACAAACUGUCUUUUGCUGGACUUAGUCGUGAAGAUUUGGAACGUAGUAAAGAAGAGGUGAAACGUGUUGUAAAAACAGUCAGUGGUCAAGUUUCUGAGACUGCAGGCAAGAAUUUGACGUUUAUUGACAAGAGUCUUGAAGGCUCUAAAGUACAUGGGAAUCUUCAUACAAUUAAAGAGCAGGGAGCUGAGAAUGUCGAGUUCCUGACCAAGGAGAUAAAGCAUGUGGUUGAAGGUGUGGACACUGAAGCGAUGGUCCGUCAUGCAAAGCAGUUGAUGGACGACAGUCGCAGUAAAGACGACGUGGCGACAACUGUUAAGAAGAAUGUGGUCGAGCUGCGGGGUCUUAUCAAAGAAGGAAGAGAUGCUGCUUUGCGGCUGGAUAGAGAGGAUAUGGAUACGUUUAAAGAGAGGGCACAGUCGUGGUUUGCAGACAAGCUACUGGUUGGUCAAUCGGUGCUGAUGGCAUUUAUUGAAGGAUAUCGUGAGGGCAAAGAGAUGGAGUUAAAACGCAAGGACGCACUGCUCAUUUCAUUCGCCAAGCAAGCAGCAGAAGACCAUAAAGAUCUGAUUGAGAACCAGAUUAAGAAGUUGAUGGAUCAGCAGCGUGAGAAACAGCGACAGGAACUGGAGGAGGCAGCAGCGAAGGAAAAUGCAGAAAAGACUGGAAAACACACAGCCGAAUAA